CCGAACCGUACAGUCGCGUUUAUUUCUGUAUCGUAUACAUUAUUUUUUUUUUAUUCCAAUAUUUAAGAGAGAAAAAAGAAACUAUUUUGGGAGUAUUGGUUCUGUUGUUAGUUACAUAUUUGAUUUCACAAUAACAGCAAUCCACACACGGUUUUCAAAACAAGUUUAUACGACGAACCGAGUCGACGUGUUGUGAUUGUAUGUGCGUCUACUUAUGAGUGUGUGCAUUUGUGAGUGUUUGUAUUCACAUGAAUUUUGAUAUUUUCGAUUUGUUUCGUGUACGCUGUACGUUGUUUAAAUUAAACGAAGAGUGUCUGCAGUCGCGUUAAUAAAUUUGUAUCGUUUUUCAUUUAGUUGUUUUUUUUCUGUCUUCAUCGUUGGUUCGUUGUGCGUGUAUGCGUUGGCUUUAAUAUUUAAAUUUAUCUCAUAUUCGAACUAUAAGCGAGUGCAAGGCGACGACCCAAACUAAGAAAAAUCAACAAGACUUGUAAGAUAAAUGGGAAAAAAAGACGCGAAUAUAAAGGAACGGAGAGAAAGAGAAAAAAAAACACGAAGAAAUUCAUGCGACUAAAUUGGAUGGAACAGAAUAUUUCAUUUUAAAACGUGUUCGAGAAUUUUUCCUUUUACUGCCCGGUUUUAAGUGCAUUUUCUUCGGAGUGAUUUUUAUCGACGACGCAAAUGUUACAUUUUAUUUUAUUUUCAAAAGAAGUGGACAGUUUUGUUUAUGUUUAUUGAACUCAAAACAUUUUUACAAAAUUAAUUUAAUACAUCGCUCAAUCUCCGCGGUGUAAGGACUGCCAUACAAAUGUGACAUUGAAUGUAAAUGUUUUGAAUUGCAAAACUAAAUAAAAUAAGAAAACAUUUAUAUACCUCAUCUACAUUGGAAUAUCGCACGUUCAACUAAUUUAUUCUAAAAAUAGAAGUUUGUAAACAAUAACGAUAAUUUGCAAAACUGUAAACUUACGUAAAAUUUUCGCCCCAGUAAAAUAUACCGACCACACCGAAAAUCGACCAAAAACCACAACAAGAUAUGAACUUUGAAUAUUGACGACAACGACAACAACGAUGACAUAGACUGCGAAAAAAAAACUAAACCGGUCUACAAAGCAAUUUAAAUUGAAGUCCAAACAUUGCGGCUUUACGAAUAUAUUUCAAUUAAUUUUUGGAUCAUUUCUAUGCAUACUAUCAUCGCACAGAUUUGAUUUCAUUAAAACGUGAGCAAUUCUAAAUGGAUUGCAUGAACAAACAUGGUUCUGGGAAAAAUGGAUUAUUCGGAUUAUGAUUCUUCAUCAAUGUAUUCAGAUGAAUCGGGUUUAGAAGUACCAAAUACUACAACAAUCAGAUUACGACCUCAUAGCCAAAGUUCUUCCGAACGAACGAAUUCGUAUCGCUUUUCGAUGGCAAAUUUAGAAGAAACACACGAAGCGGAAUUGGAUGCGAUUCUCGGCGAACUAAGUUUAUUGGAGCAACACGCUACUAAAUCAACAACAAAUUCGAACGGAACCGAAAGCAAAACCAACAUGAACAACAUACAGACCACUGCAGCAAUCAUGUCGCCUAUACGAAAUGGUCGAACACAUUCGCGAUCGAAUUCAACAGUAUCGGGUGUGACAAAUUCAUCGAUUUCAAUUUCAUCGGAAAGUGGUAAUGGCAGCGGAUCCGACUCAGGCAGCGCUGGUGCCAUGCGAGAAUCACGUACUGAAAGUCCUGACAACGAUUCAGCUUUUAGCGAUACCGUUUCGUUGCUUUCAAGCGAAUCGUCUGCAUCGAGCAACAUAAGUAAUCUCACAGGAAAUGGAAAAAAUAUCCUGUCAAUGAAUUUGAAUCUUCUGCAAUGUGAUAGUGCAAAGGCAGCGAAAAUACAUUUGGCUUUGCAAAAAUUAGAGCAAGCAUCAAUUAGACGUUUAUUCGUAAAGGCAUUUACAGCCGAUGGAGCGUCCAAGUCGUUACUCGUGGACGAAAGCAUGACCUGUGGCCACGUGACACGACUUCUUGCUGAUAAAAAUCACGUUCAAAUGGAACCGCUUUGGGCAUUAGUAGAACAUUUACCUGAUCUUCAAAUGGAACGUUUAUUUGAAGACCAUGAGCUCCUUGUGGACAACUUGAUGAAUUGGAGUAACGACUCGAAAAAUCGAGUAUUGUUUCUGCAGAGAAGUGAUAAAGUAGCGCUGUUCCACACGCCAGAAAAGUUCCUGAACGGCACACAAAUGGCUCCGGGCAAUGACCAUGACGAGCAUACGAGAACAAUGCUUUUGGACGAGCAUUUUUCAAGCGGCAAUCAGAUUGCGAUGGAAGGACCGUUAUACGUAAAAAUCGAGUCGAAAAAAGUUUGGAAACGUUAUCAUUUUGUGUUGCGAGCAUCUGGAAUUUAUUACUAUCCGAAAGAAAAAACUAAAUCGCCACGCGAUCUACUAUGUCACAGCUUGUUUGCGGGUAAUGAUGUGUACAAGGGAAUUGGAUGGAAAAAGAAGCAUAAGGCGCCAACGGAAUAUACAUUUGCGUUAAAGUCACAGAAAGAGACGACGUGCAGUGCAAAGGGAAAUGCACGCGGCAUUAAAAUGCUGUGCGCCGAAGAUAUGGAAACGUUAGAAAAAUGGGUUAUGGCUAUUCGUGUUGCAAAAUAUGGAAAACAAUUGUUGGACAAUCAUCGUGCAUUGGUCGAAGAUUUGGCAAACGAAGAAUUGGAUAAAUUUUCAUCGAAUCGCAGCAGCUCAAUAGGAAGCAUUGUGUCAUCGGUUCCGUCGCAAUGCAGCAGUAAUGAAAGUACUAAUAUUGUGAAUAAUAAUAAUACAAUGGCUUCAUCAAACGGACGUUUGUCGCGAGCUUCGAGUUCAAGCUCCAGCGGUUGUUUGUCCGAUGAAAAUAAUGCUUUUGACUCCGACUUUCCAACCGGAACAAUCAAAAGAAAACCCUCAAUGAAACCAAAUCUGCCAUUAACUUCAAUGACACGUCAAUUGAAAGAGCGCAACAGCAUUGACGAUUCAUCAAAUCCAGCAUCGCCAGAGCGUGGCGGUACUUUAACAAGACGUCACAGUCGACGAAGAAGCGAAGAAAGUGGUGGCAGCAACAACAGUACAUUGAAACGACGACCAAAUAAUUGUGCACGCGGUUCAGUAGAUAGUUCUUCAACACAAGCAUCCUCAUUGAACUCACCAAGCACACCAACCACUCAUGUGCCCAUUAUUAUAAACAAUGUAGAUCACAUCGAUGCAUCUCCAAUUAGCCCUCUAGAAGCAAUGCCAUCGUGCAUGACAGAUUCAAUGUUCUCAUUGCCACCACCACCGGAAGGCGACAGUCUCCUUACCGGAUCGACAUUCUCUUUAGAUUCAUUGCCAGCUCCACCAUCACCAAGUGAGUUAAAUGCAAUGAACGAAUUACAACAAAGCAUGCAACCUCCACCACCGCCACCAAAUGACUUGCAACCCAUUUAUGUAUCACAACAAAAGAUGUGUUUCAUCAAUAACAUAAAUAACAAUAAUCCAAUUCAACAAAUUGCCGGAUUUGAUGAAUGCGAUCGGGUAAGCGACGCUCCCAAAGUAUCAAAUGAAAUUCAAUCGCAACCCAUAUACGUGUCCUCAAUAAAACCAUCAAUUAAAGCGCCACCCUAUAAGAAUCCGCCAGCUUACAAUGGCGCCCCAAGUAGCCCGUCAAGCAUCUCUAGUCCAAGUGCACAGAAAACCGUAACAUUUGCCGAUUCACCAAUUUUGCUUCGCCGAAAAGUGUGCUUCGAAGACGAAGUGGUAGGUAAUCAAUCGCCACAACAAAAUCCAUCAUCUCCACGUCGAAUGUCAAAAGAUACAGCAGCUCCGAUGCCACCACCAAGAGCCGAAGGUACUCGAUUAUCAACAAUUUCAUCACCACGGCGGCUAGCCGACUCAACAUCAAAUCCGCCGCAUGAUUUUUUGCAAGAUUUACAACGUGUGAUGCGCAAAAAAUGGCAAAUUUCGCAAAAAUGUAAACUAGAACCGACAACAACACCUCACGAAGUGCUUGGAUUCCGUGACUUUGACAACAAUGCAGCCGGUAUGAAUAUGGAGUACCAUGAUACAUCACAUUAUUAUCGAGAAUCGUCGAAUGUGAGCAAUUGGGUGCAAGAGCAUUACGGAGCCGUUACGGUUGACAAUUUAUAUGCAAAUCUUGGUACGGCCGCCGCUGGUGACCGAUGCACAGCACCCUUACCAAUCAUGAAAAAGCGUCCACCUCCUCCGCCACCAAAGCGUAAUACAACUACCGUCUUAACACACCGAACCUAAACACAACUAUUAGCUAUUCGCGAUCGAGAUGAAUUUUAAUCUUAACAGAAGUAAAUGUGCCAUUUCCCUUGUAUCAACAACUCUAAGAAUCGAACAAACUUGAAA
Molecule: messenger RNA, 4358 nt
Organism: Contarinia nasturtii (swede midge)
Lineage: Eukaryota; Metazoa; Arthropoda; Insecta; Diptera; Cecidomyiidae
Gene: pico
Product: amyloid beta A4 precursor protein-binding family B member 1-interacting protein
Exons: 5
Coding region: 1248-4253 (1001 amino acids)
Biological process (GO): signal transduction
Source: RefSeq, a predicted model, not a curated record